Anoplophora glabripennis (Asian longhorned beetle) is the source of this 514-nucleotide messenger RNA. Its product is annotated as protein Wnt-6. Gene Ontology annotation, biological process: canonical Wnt signaling pathway; neuron differentiation; multicellular organism development. Lineage: Eukaryota; Metazoa; Arthropoda; Insecta; Coleoptera; Cerambycidae. Gene Ontology annotation, cellular component: extracellular region. Gene Ontology annotation, molecular function: cytokine activity; frizzled binding. The record is from RefSeq and is a predicted model, not a curated record.
GGCUGCUGGUAGUCAACUAGUUAUGGAUCCAAAUCAGAUGUGCAAAAGGGCACGAAGGUCUCGAGGGAAAAUGGCAGACAUUUGUAACAAUAAACAUGGACUGUUAAAACAGAUUGCAAAUGGUAUUGCCCUAGGACAAAACGAAUGUCAAUAUCAAUUUAGGUAUAGAAGAUGGAACUGCACUUCGUCGAAAAGAAGUAUAAAAAAAGUUAUGUUAAGAGAUACAAGAGAGACUGGUUUCGUGAAUGCGAUUAUAGCUGCCGGGAUAACCUUCCAGGUUACAAGGGCGUGCACGAAAGGAGAGCAGAUUGGUUGUUCCUGUGAUAAAAGAAAAAAGAGAAAGCAGAAGAAAAAAGGCCCACCACUACCAGAAGGCGAAUGGGAAUGGGAUGGUUGCGGCGAAAAUAUAGAAUUCGGUAUCAAGAAAUCGAAGGACUUCUUAGAUACGAGAUAUAAGAAGAGAAGUGAUAUGAAAACCUUAGUGAAAUUACAUAAUUAUGUUGCCGGAAGGCUG